Molecule: messenger RNA, 2487 nt
Organism: Esox lucius (northern pike)
Lineage: Eukaryota; Metazoa; Chordata; Actinopteri; Esociformes; Esocidae
Gene: faim2a
Product: Fas apoptotic inhibitory molecule 2a
Exons: 12
Coding region: 91-1023 (310 amino acids)
Biological process (GO): negative regulation of apoptotic signaling pathway
Cellular component (GO): endoplasmic reticulum; Golgi apparatus; membrane
Source: RefSeq, a predicted model, not a curated record
GCAGUAACCGGACGUGACGAUGAUUCCAUUGCUACGGUUUCAUUUAUCGUUGAGCGAUUGUCUACUAACAGCCUUUAGCCACAUCUCACCAUGAGUACACCAGCUGCCCCGCCCAGCUACGCGGAAGCCGUGGCCGGGGACAAAGAGCAGGGCUACAGCGGAAUGAGGGUGGCAAUGCCCCCCUAUAGUGACCAUGCCCCCCCCGUGCCCCCACCACCGGUACUCAUGCACCCCAGCUGGGCUUACACACCCCCCAGUCCCGGCCCGGGAUUCUCCAGCCCCCGUGCUUCCGGACAGUUCUCUCCCUUCUCUGACCCCAGCGGCGGGGGCAACAGCUUCAACGGAAGCGACUGGGAAGACAAGAACAUCCGACGCAUGUUCAUUCGCAAGGUUUUCUCCAUUCUCAUGGUCCAGCUAUUGGUGACUUUUGGUAUUGUGGCACUCUUCACGUUCUGUGAACCAGUCCGGCAGUUUGUGCAGUACAACCGAAUCCUCUACCUUGCUUCGUAUAUCACGUUCAUGGGGACAUACCUGGUGUUAGUCUGCAGCACCAGGACCCGACGUCAGUACCCUACCAACCUCAUCCUCUUGGGGAUAUUCACACUGGCAAUGUCUUACAUGGCUGGAAUGCUGGCUAGCUACCACAACACCGAGGUGGUGAUGCUGUGUGUGGGAAUCACUGCCUUGGUGUGUCUGUCCAUCACACUCUUCUGUUUCCAGACCAAGGUUGACUUCACGUCCUAUCACGGCCUGCUGUUCUCUCUGAUGAUGGUGCUGAUGGUGACUGGUCUGUUGCUCGUCUUCACUGCCCCCUACGGAUACAUACCGUGGUUGCAGACAGCGUAUGCCGGGCUGGGGGCCCUGGUCUUCACUUUGUUCCUGGCCUUUGACGUGCAGCUGCUGAUGGGUAACCGGCGCUACGCCCUGAGUCCCGAGGAGCACGUUUUCGGGGCCCUCUGCCUAUACAUGGAUGUGGUCUACAUCUUCUUCUUCCUCCUGCAGCUGUUCGGCAGCCAGGAGUGAAGUCAGACUGCCUUGUGGUCCCGUUCCGUAGCUGCCCUGGCUCCCACACAAAUAGCCUUUCCAACAUACUUCAGUUUGGUGCACACGCCUGCGAGUAGACUGACACACACACACACACACCCCUAGUGCUGCAUCAUAAGCUCCCUUGCCUGCUUUGUGCAUCCCCCACGUGGUUGCCUGUGGUUUCCUCAGACCAUUCUCCUUCCUGAGGUCAUGUAAUGUGUGUAGUCCCUAUCUGAAACGCAGCUCCGUUACGCCCCCCCCCAGGGCUUUUAUUACUUCUCCCAUAGACUACUAGUGUCACCGCUGUGAGGUCGACCCCUACCACUGGGCGGCGCUGCAGCCUCUGCCACUCCCUGAGGGGGGGGGGUGUCAGCGGCGUGAGCUACAGGCCUUUGUGAGGGUAACGACUGAUCUAGGCCAGUCAUUGUGUGUUUUUGACAGUGUAGUUCCUGGAUCUUCUCAGAGGAAGCGUUUUAAGGUCUGGUAGUUCCUGGAUCUUCUCAAAGGAAGCGUUUUAAGGUCUGGUAGUUCCUGGAUCUUCUCAAAGGAAGUGUUUUAAGGUCUGGUAGUUCCCAGAGGAAAUGUCGUAAAGAGUUGUUGACCAGACGUGACCAGGUGUUGUUGACAAAUCACAGUGAGACUGCUGAAAAUAUGCUAAGUGUGCAGUUUGUGGACAAUCAGUUUGUGAAAAUGGAUAAACUGUAACCAUCUUUAUUCAGGGUGAGUAAUGGUUAACCAUUGAAGUGGAUACUAGACUACGUCUCUUGUAGUUGUCCAACUAUUCUUGUGUUUUCUUGUAAUAAUUGGAGAAAAUUCAUUUAAUGUUGAGAAUUCAGUCUCAUGGAUUUUAAUCCAAAAUGAUGUAUUUAAAUGUCCUUAAGAAUCCUAUUUUAAGCUAUUGAUUUACCUUGCCAGAUGAAGGCUUCUAUGGAUUUUUCGUUUUUAGCUGGGUCUUUGAAACUCGUACAUUUUCAAGGCCACAAGUUAUGCUUUUUUAUCCAUUUCAUUUUAUUUAGUUUCUGAUUCUUUAUCCUUCUUCAGUGUGUGCACACAUUCUCCCCCCUCAUAUAUGUGGCGUAAAAGGGCAAGCAGGACUAGUUUUCAUUAUAUUCCACCAGUCCUCCGUUCCACAUCAAUGAGCGAGUGUCUAUUAGGCACUUCCCAGAAGAAGGGUAGAGAAUCGGAAACUUGCAUUUGACAUGGAAGAUUUCAAGGCCAGAUUUGAAGCAAGGAAACGCUUUGGGAUGAGUUGACAGCUUCGUUCCUUUCAAAGGUUUUUGGCGGUUUGACAUGUGCACUCAGUAUAUACUCACUGUAUAGAGGCACGUUUGAGAUGGCUUUAAAAGUUUAGUUCUGUUUUGCGUUUAAUAAGAUUUACCCGCGCCAACGUAACCUGCGAUUAUUAUGGCCACCAGUGAUGGAUUUUCAAAACAAAAAUGAAAGAAAUAAACUGUGAUUAUA